AAAUGAAUAGUCUGAGAAUGGAACUGAUAUCGUUCGAUUUGAGUGUGGAGGCAUUGAUUGGUUCGCUGUUUGCACUGGGUGCACUUUUUGCAUUUUGCCGUAGUCUGUUGAUUGAGGAUGUCAUCUGCAUUCCGGGUAAAAGUAAACAUGGAUGGAAAUCUAUAAAGAUAUUGGAUCGGGCUUGUUAUUGCAAUGUUUGCGAGAUACUCUUAACACCAUCCGCCGGGGUCUUCUGUGAUUGUUGUGGCAUUUGUUCGCAUGCCUCCCGGCCGUGUACACGCAAAGCCGAUAAGCUAUUCAAGUGCAAAGAAAAAUGGAUACAUAAUGCAAAAUCUAUGCGCCACUUGUGGGUCAAAGGCAACCUACCGUUGAGCGCUGUUUGCGAUGAAUGUGGCGAAGAUGUUGAAGAAGUCGGCCUUAGCGGCUGGCGUUGUGCCUGGUGCCAAAGAUGCUAUCACAACAGUUGUUACAAACGUAUCGAUACGAAGGCGGAAUGUGAUUUAGGCGAAUUCAGUGAUAUGAUAUUUCCACCGUAUACAAUUGUGGCGGCACGAACGAGGGAGUCUGUACGCUUACAUUUGGCCGGUAUUAAUCCACCGGAUAUUGAAAAUUGGGAACCAUUAAUUGUUAUAGCCAAUACGAAAUCGGGUAGUAGUACUGGAGCGGAUGUUGUGUCAUUGUUGCGUGGCUAUUUACAUCCUUUGCAAGUAAUGGAGCUGGGGUCACGAGGGCCGCAAGAUGCAAUGCAAUGGGCGGCCAAAGCAAGUCCCAGACCGUGUCGUAUUUUGGUGGCCGGUGGUGAUGGUACCGUUGGAUGGGUAUUAAAUACCAUGUAUACAUUAAAUAUUAGGCCCCUUCCCGCAGUAGCCAUUAUGCCAUUGGGAACUGGUAAUGAUUUAUCAAGAGUCAUGGGCUGGGGAGCAGAGCCGCCCUCCACUUUGGAUCCCUUGAAAAUAUUAAGAGAUAUUAAACGAGCCCGUUCCGUAAACCUCGAUCGUUUUUCGCUGCAAAUCGAAAAGAGUCAUUAUCGUCUACCCAUACAAAGGCAUCCAAUGAAAACGAUAAAUGUUUAUAAUUAUUUAAGUAUAGGCGUUGACGCCUUGGUUACAUAUAACUUCCACAAGACCAGAGAAUCCAAAUUUUAUGUUUUAAGUAGUCGUAUUUUUAAUAAGUUAAUAUAUUUUGGUUUUGGUACCCAACAAAUUGUCCAGCGUGAUUGUGAGGGUUUGGAGAAACAGCUUGAUUUAUUUUUGGAUAAUCGUUUAGUUGAACUGCCUGAGCUACAAUCGAUUGUGUUUCUUAACAUUGAUUCCUGGGGUGCUGGUUGUAAGCUGUGUGAGCUCUGUAACAAUGAUGACUAUGCUCCAAAAAUUAACAAUUCCAUUUGUGAUGGCGCCAUGGAGGUAUUUGGUAUUGUUUCGUCAUUUCACAUAGCCCAAUUGCAGUGUGGUGUUAGCAAACCUGUAAGGAUUGGUCAGGCAAAGCAUAUCAAGAUUGUCCUCAAAAGCGUUUGUGCCAUGCAGGCCGAUGGUGAACCAUGGAUGCAACAGCCAGCUGAAUUACACAUUACUUCACGUGGCCAAGUACGCAUGCUGAAAAAACAGUCUUGA
Molecule: messenger RNA, 1610 nt
Organism: Musca vetustissima
Lineage: Eukaryota; Metazoa; Arthropoda; Insecta; Diptera; Muscidae
Gene: Dgkepsilon
Product: diacylglycerol kinase epsilon
Exons: 7
Coding region: 3-1610 (535 amino acids)
Molecular function (GO): ATP-dependent diacylglycerol kinase activity
Source: RefSeq, a predicted model, not a curated record